Messenger RNA from Emiliania huxleyi CCMP1516, 2118 nucleotides. RefSeq lists its product as hypothetical. The coding region runs from base 1 to 2118 and encodes 705 amino acids. The transcript is spliced from 9 exons. NCBI's taxonomy places the organism in Eukaryota, Haptophyta, Isochrysidales, Noelaerhabdaceae. The record is from RefSeq and is a predicted model, not a curated record.
AUGGCUGACGCCCCGGUCAAGCAGGUUGUCGCGGCCGAGGGCUGCACGGGCGCCACGGUCACGGCAGCCAACUCGCAGGCGGCGGCGUUGGGCGCUGCCGCAGCCUCCGCAAUCGCUGCUGCCUUCAGUGCGAAUCCAUCGCCGCUCGGCACCCGGCACCCGGCACCCGGCGGUGCGAAAGUUGCGGGCGCAUCGCGGUGCGCAGCGGUAGCCGUACAGCCGCCGGCGCAGCCGCCGCCGCGGCCGCAGCCGAAGCUGCAGCCUCCCACGCCUCUCUGCGCCGGCGUCGUUGAGCAGGCUCCUCCUGCGCUGCAGCGAGCGGGCGCCGCCCCGACGCAGGCUCCUCCCGCGCCGCUCUGCGUCGGGGCGGCGAAUCCCGCGCCGCAGUGCGCCACGGCGGGCUACCUGCCUCGCUGCGUCCCUGCACAGCUGGCGCCGCAGUGCAUGGCGGCGGUGCCCUCGAUGGCCUUCUGCCCGUCGCAGUACCCGCUGCAGCUCGGCCCGGGGGGGUACAUGGGAGGCGCGCCCGGGAUGGGCGUGCCGGCUGGAGGCGUGCCUCGGGGCGGCGCGAUGCCGCUCGGCCACCCGUGCUGCGGUCACCCCAUGGCGGGCGGGCAGGUGGCGGGCGGGCAGGUGGCGGGCGGGCAGGGGGCGGCGUACCCGUCCGCGCAGUACCCGGUCGGGAUGCAGAUUGGCGUGGGGCAGACGGGGGCGGGCCAGGCGCAGGGCGCCGCCACGCAGGCCUAUACCUCGCAUGCGCGAGGCUGCGCCGCAGACUCGGCGAUGCGAGACGGGCACGCGGCUAACCAGCGCGGCGACUACGCGGCGGCGCGCUCCUUCUUCCUCGCCGCGGGCCGCAUGUCCGGCAAGGCGGCCCUUCCGACCGUGCCUGUGGGUGGGCCGGCAGCCUCGCUCGGGCUCAGCCUCGUCGCAAAGUACGCGAACCACGACGCCUCGGGCGGGCUGGUCCUCGACAAGAGGGUGGUCGUCGUGCGCGUCACCGCAAAGGAUGCCGCCGGCUCGCCCGCGCAGCCCGUCGGCGUGCGGCUGCUGCUCGAGUACGAGGACGUGACAUGCGUGCGGCUGCUGCUCGAGUACGAGGACGGCUCGCCCCUCCUCCCCGAGGCCGCCGCCAGCGCCCUCGUCGGCACCUGUCAGACGGUGGUGCACAAGGGCGGGCCUGCGGACCUGAGGCUGCGGCUGACGGCGAUGUCGUCGUCGCACAGCCGGCGGCGCUUCCGCUUCGCGCUGCUCGGUCAGCCGGCUCCUGCGGAGGGGGCGGGGAGCGCGCCUCUCCUCCGCGCGACGAGCGAGCCGUUCGCGAUGGUGCACCACAACGGAUUCAGCAGCGCGGGCGGCUCCGACUCGCAGCAGCGCGCACUCGCCGCAAAGGGGCGCGCGGGCGGGAGGGCAUUCGCGCAGCAGUACCGGCAGGCGACACCGACGCAUCGCCUAGCUCCUCACGCCAUCACUAACCACGCCAGCUGUGCGGAGGGCGGGGCGCGGCUGACCAAAAGCGCGAUUCGGCUGUGCGACCGCCUCGCCGCGCUCGUCGCGCAGCAGCUUGCGCAGCGCUCUUUGCUGGCGGCGCAGAGGCGCGCGGCUCAGAGCCGCGGCGCGGGGGCGGCGGCGGAGGGGGCGCAGCUGGCGCCGAGCGACAAGCUUGCAGCGGCGUGCGAGGCUGCUAGGCGGCUCGAGACGUCGGGGCUUGGCUCGCGGCUCGGCGAGCCUCCUUCGGCGCUGGGCAAGCGGCCGACGCCAGAGGGCGGACUAGAGCGCGGACAUGAGGGAGAACCAUCGCUGCCCGCUGCGCGGGACGUCGUCGCCGCCAUCAAGCAGCCGGGCAACUUCGACUUUCUCUACCACGCAGGCGUGCUGCGGAAGCACGAGGCGCCGCCGUCACUCGCGCCGCCGUCGCUCGCGCCACCGGCUGGGCCGAGCGCGCUCCCCGGCCCGAGUGCGGCCAACGCGCCUCCGCCUCAGCAGCAGAAGGAGGUAGCGCACUUGCUGCAGCAGGUUGGGGCGAGUGCGCUCCCUUCCCUGCCUCAGCAGCCACAGCAGCUGGCGCAGCUGCUGCAGCAGGUGGGCACGCCUCACUCUGCGGCGGUGCAGACUUGA